AUGGGUUCUGCUGCAAGGAGAUGGGUCUGCCUCCCAUUGGGCUGCAUCAUGCUGUUCAGUCUCACGAAUGCUGACUUUGAAUUUCAAAAGGGAGUGCUCGCCAGCAUCAGUCCUGGCAUCACAGAGGACGUAGAUCUUCAGUGCUGGAACACGUGCUCUCUGACGCUGAUCGACCUCAAGGAACUCAAGAUAGAGCACAGCGUAGAUGCCUUCUGGAAUUUCAUGUUGUUCUUGCAAAAGUCUCAGCGGCCCAGGCAUUACAGUAUCUUCUUAACAAUAGCCCAAGACUUCUGGGACAUGUACAUAGACUGCUUGCUUUCAAGGUCUCACGGAAUGGGCAGAAGACAGGUGGUAUCUUCCAAGUAUAAUUUUCCACAGAAAAUGACAAGAAGUGAUUUGAAGGUAUACCUGCGGAAGUAGAGAUGUGACUUUAUUAAAAUUUUGAUACUUAGUCCUUCUGAUUGUUUCAGGUUUAUCAACUAAGCUAGAAAAUUUGCCAUGUUUAGUUUUUUAUGAUUUUUUCAUUUUCACAUUAUUUAGAAAUCGUGAGCAUGCUUGAUUAUAAAGGAUCUUGGAAUAUACACAUUGCUAGAUCAUUAAAAUCAUCUUAUUCCCCAUGAGUAGUUCAUAAGAAAGCCAUGUAGCUCUAUCUAUUCAUAUUAUAAGACUGAAAUAUCAGGCAUGUUGUAGUCUUUUGAACAAAACAUUUUCAAUUGGGUUGCAUAGAAGAAUGGAAUCUUAUGUUAAGAAAUAUUAAUUUCCUUCAAUACUACAGAAAUAGAUUAUAAAACAUGUUUUACAUUUAGGAAGAAAAAUACAAAAACAUUACCUCAAGCAAGAUGCCACCUGAGAGUAUAGUCCUGUCAAGUAUUUCCUGUUAUAAUUAAAAUUAUGACUUCUAGUUCCUUAAUCUGGUGGUCUUCUUUCUCUAGAUAUAUAAUUGCUUUAUUGAUAGUGAUUGGAUUAUGUGUAAAUAUUCACUAAUUUGUCAAUAAUUUUUUAUUUAGAAAACAUUUUGUCAAGUUGUCUUUAAAAUUCUUCAAAUGAAAAUAUGAUUUUUUAAGUGUUCAGUGGAGUGAAGUUGUAAGCAAUUUUAUAAAGUACCUGGUAUACUAGUAUUGACUUUAAAACUGUGCCCCAACUAAUGCUAGUAUCUAAAGGUGACAUUUAAUGUUGAUAUAAUGUUCUUUUUGCUUA
Cricetulus griseus (Chinese hamster) is the source of this 1197-nucleotide messenger RNA. The record is from RefSeq and is a predicted model, not a curated record. Lineage: Eukaryota; Metazoa; Chordata; Mammalia; Rodentia; Cricetidae.